Nicotiana attenuata is the source of this 453-nucleotide messenger RNA. RefSeq lists its product as uncharacterized. The transcript has a single exon. The coding region runs from base 1 to 453 and encodes 150 amino acids. NCBI's taxonomy places the organism in Eukaryota, Viridiplantae, Streptophyta, Magnoliopsida, Solanales, Solanaceae. The record is from RefSeq and is a predicted model, not a curated record.
AUGGUGGAAAAGAUACUUAAAGCACAGGAGACACUUGAGAAGGCAGGCUUCAGUUAUGAAGAAGUAAAGAGAACCAAGAAAUGCAGUAUCAAAGGAAUAUAUCACAGGUUGCGUGGCUCAUUUGAAAAGGUGAGAUGGAAGAAGGUAGUAUGCCAGAAUGCAGGAUGCCCACGAUGGACUUUCCUGCUAACAUUGACAGCUCAUGGUAGACUAUACACGAAGGAUAGGCUUCAGAAAUGGGGCAUGCAUGUAGAAGUUGAAUGUGUACUCUGCAGAACAGAGAAAGAGAGUGUUCAACACUUGUUCUUUGAGUGUGAAUACUCAAAAUCACUAUGGAACAAGAUACUAGCUUGGCAAGGAAUGAGUAGGGAAGUACAGGGAUGGGAGCAAGAACUGGCAUGGGCUGUAUACAUAGCCAGGAAAAGGAACCCAAAGUCAGAACUAUUCAAGUAG